AUGGAGAUGGAUGCGGAUAUGGACGGUCCAGCGAUGGAUCAGGCCCAGUACGCCUAUCCACCGCCAGAAGAUGGACGAAAGCAACUUGAUCUAGUGUUCAUUCAAGACUGUACGGGCAGCCAGGGUAGCUACAUCACGUCUGCCACCAAGAAUAUCGAAGAGAUUUCGCGCGCCAUCUUCGAGUCGGGCAAACUCGUGUAUCCAGAUGAUCUCCGACUUGGCUUGAUUGCAUUCAGAGAUCAUCCCCCGCAGGAUCAUACCUAUAUCACAAAGAACUUUGGCUUUACUUCGGACAUUAGCAUCAUGCACGACAAUCUGAAAACGCUCUUUGCGUCCGGUGGAGGCGAUGGUCCAGAAGCCGUCACCGCGGCCCUGGGUGAAGCCCUCGACAUGGACUGGCGUCCUCACGCCGCCAAAAUGGUCGUCCUCAUCGCGGACGCGCCGCCUCAUGGAAUUGGAGAGUACGGUGACGGAUUUGAUGAUGGCUCCCCGGAUGGGAAAGACCCUCUGGGAAUUGCCAGAACAAUGGCUUCUAGGGGAAUCGUCUUGUUCUUCGUCGCCUGCGAACCUGCACUGAGCGGUUAUGCGUUUGCCAAUGAUUUUUAUCAUGCUAUCACUCAAAUUACAUCGGGGCUCAUGCUGCCGUUGACCACAGCAAACUUGCUGGCCCCAGCCAUUGUCGGAUCGGCAUUGGAGAAUAUGGACAUUGAACGUCUCAUUCGAGAAGUCGGCAUGGCUGUCGCCGAGCGUGUCCACGGGAACAAUGAGUCUGUCGACGACGUCGCGAAGGAGUUGCACGAAAAGCUCCUCCUACGAAACGAGUCGACGAAGAAAGUGGUCAUCGAGAACAUUUAUCGCGAACUACCAGAGGCUACCCAUAACGUUCAGGUUUGGAUCAAUGCUCCAAACAUUGCCGCGGCCAAGCCACUGCUGAGAAAGAUAAAGGGUACACGAUUCACGGACAAGUACCUCUCGGCCAAGUACCAACCCUCUCGAGCAGUCUCAUCGCCAUCGCCACCGCCGCUCUCCCCAGUCAAGCGUCGUACCCUCAACGACACAAAGGUAUUUGGUGGCGGGCCUGCUGGUACCGCCCCACAAAGCGUCUUCCACACUGCGGUCAAGGCGAACCCGUUCUCUUUGGCGGGUAACAAAGCCGCGUUUGGUGGUAUGCGAGGCGGAACGUCGCGGAAUAUCGACGAUGACGACGAAGAAGAGGAAGAAGAAGUCAAACGCGAAGCGAGCGUCUUCUCGUCUGGCGCGCAGAGUCUCGAGCUAAGAGAGGACUCUAUUACGUAUGACCAGGCGAGACGUAUAGCGAUGCAAAGCGCGUGGCGCACUGCGCGAGUAUGA
This is a messenger RNA of Serendipita indica DSM 11827, 1350 nucleotides long. The record is from the annotation of a GenBank genome assembly. Lineage: Eukaryota; Fungi; Basidiomycota; Agaricomycetes; Sebacinales; Serendipitaceae.